CCUUCCUAAGAUUGAAGGAUAGAGAUCGAUGACGUAAAAUAUAAAUCUGUAACCAUCUUAGCCAUCGUAGUAGUAGUUUUAACAGCAGAGGUGCUUUCUCUUCUCAACUCAAGAAUUUAGCGUUGAUUACUCAGAAAUAAAACACGCAGGUGGUCAAGGAGAGCCUCUCACUAUAGUAGUUCUUUUUGUAUAGGUUUCUUAUCAAAAGGAAAAAACAAAUCCGAGCGCUGGAAAAUUCACUGAAUAUUUUACAACAAAGAUUAUCAAUAUCGUAACUGAAAGUGUCGAAAAUGUCAAAGAAUUUACCGAUAAGUUACAAAAGUUUCAAGUAUCAUUACCUGAAUAUAUCAGAAGUAGUGAAAUGCAGACUGAUCCACCAGCUGCCAAUUCUCAAGCAACGACAACACAAUAUGCUACUGCUGCUGCCACUACUUCAUCUUCUGUUAUUAAACGGCGUCGUGUUGCACCAUGUGCACCUGCCACAUUUUCACAACAACUAGAGAUUAAAUCACGAUCACGUUCUCGUUCACCAUCCCAAAAAAUUGAUCAUACAUUAGAAAAUCUAAACAGAUCACCAGUCCUCGAUUUAGCACAGCAAACGGUAAAGUCGCGUUUCACCAAUUCAACUUUCGCCAAUAGACAUUCGCCAUAUUGGCGACUGGCGAAUGUCCACACGACAUCCGCCAGAUAGACAUUCGCCAGUACCCCUGCGACAUUUGCCAUAAUUAGCGAAUGUCCACACGACAUUCGCCAUUGUCCACACGACAUUCGCCAAUUAUGGCGAAUGUCUCGGCGACAGUCGCCAGUUACGGC
Didymodactylos carnosus is the source of this 813-nucleotide messenger RNA. The record is from the annotation of a GenBank genome assembly. Lineage: Eukaryota; Metazoa; Rotifera; Eurotatoria; Philodinida; Philodinidae.